Messenger RNA from Quercus lobata, 723 nucleotides. RefSeq lists its product as uncharacterized. The transcript has a single exon. The coding region runs from base 1 to 723 and encodes 240 amino acids. The record is from RefSeq and is a predicted model, not a curated record. Lineage: Eukaryota; Viridiplantae; Streptophyta; Magnoliopsida; Fagales; Fagaceae.
AUGGCCGUUCAUUCCAGAGAUGAAUCCCUGAUGUACAAGGUCUUCCCAUCCAGCCUAGGACCCAUAGCAAUAAGAUGGUUUGAUAGCUUGAAGGCCGAUUCCAUAAACUCCUUUAAGGAGCUCACCCAGGCAUUUGGUUCUCACUUCAUCAUCAAUAGCAAAGUCCCUCGACCCCUAUCUUCCCUACUAUCCUUGAGUAUGAGAGAGGGAGAGACUCUGAAAAUGUUCUCAAACAGAUAUAGAGAAAUGUAUAAUGAGAUGAACAAUAACUUUGAAGACAUCGCCAUCAGUACCUUCAAGAGUGGCAUCCCGAUCGAGCAUGGCUUAAGGAAGUCCCUAACGGGAAAACCUGUCACUAAUUUGCUUCAACUCAUGGACUGUAUUGACAAGUAUAAGGGGGUUGAGGAAGACCAGCAAAUGGGUGAAGGAAAGGUUAUCCCUCAGGAAAGGAGGGAUUUCAGGUCGGAUCGAUACAAUAAUAGCUGGUCACGGAGAGAUUUUGGUGGUCAGUCAGGACCUACCAACACUCAGACGGUCAAUGCAGUGUUCCAAGAAUCGGUGCACCAGGUUCCGAAGAAGGUUAAGAACGAACCGUUCUUCAAAUGGCCAAACAAGAUGGUUGGGAACCCCCUGAGACGAAACCAGAACCUUUAUUGCCAGUACUAUCAGGACCAAGGGCACACUACAGAGAAUUGCAGGAAUUUGUGGGACCAUUUGGACUAG